UUCGUUUGCUGCGUUUUAAUCAAGUGAUUGAUAUUUUAACAAUAAAUCGAAUAUAAAACAUAUUUUAACACCAACUAAAAACGUUAUCUUGUUUUCACGUCGCUUCCUUUCAAGAUGUUAAAAGCGUGAUUUACGAAUACUAUUUUGGAAACGUUAUUUUGAUGAGAACGUAAACAUGUCCAGCAGUAGUUCUGAGAGUAGCGAUGACAGCCGUCAUGACAAAUCACGGAAAAGACGUAAACACAGACGCGACGAGAGUCCUAACCAAGACAGGCGAACGAGCAGAAAGGAAUCAAUCGGCAAGAAUAAAAAUUACAGAGAUAAUAGAGAAGGUAGGGACGUUCAUAAAUUUACCAGAGACGUAAGAAGAGAAAAUAAUGAUGUGCAUCGUGAUAGAUCGCAACGCGAACGGGAUAGAGAAUAUAGGGAUAAUCGCUAUGAGCAUCCAAGGAGAGAAGAAGAAAAGCAACAUGAUAGAAGGAGGUAUGAGAGAUCUCCUAUGAGAAGAGAAGAACCUCGUCCAAGACACAGAGAUUAUGAAGAAAAAAAUAGAAAGUACAGAGAUACUAUUGAGUAUACUAAGAAACACGACAAUAUGAACAGAGGAAGGAGAAAUAAUUUUGAAGAUGGAAAAAUGGAAAGGGAUGCUCCUUCGCCAGAAUGGGGUAAACCUGCUGUAAAAACAGAAGCUAAACCAAAGCCUCAAGAGAAAGAGAAACCAAAUUUUGAAUUGUCUGGGAAACUGACAGAGGAAACAAACACUGUAAAUGGUGUAGUUAUUAAAUACUCUGAACCUGCAGAUGCACGUAAACCCAAGCGCAGAUGGAGGUUAUAUCCAUUCAAAGGAGAGAAAGCAUUACCUACUUUGUAUGUGCAUAGACAAUCGGCAUAUUUAAUGGGCAGAGAUCGUAAAAUUGCAGAUAUUCCUUUAGAUCAUCCUUCGUGUUCUAAGCAACACGCAGUUUUACAAUAUCGUUUAGUAUCUUUCCAAAGAGAAGGAGGUGGUGAAGGUCGAAGAAUUCGUCCUUAUCUCAUAGAUUUAGAAUCAGCAAAUGGUACAUUUGUAAAUAAUAUAAAAUUAGAACCAAGGAGAUACCAUGAAUUAUUAGAAAGGGAUGUGGUACGUUUUGGAUUCAGUUCCAGAGAAUAUGUUGUAUUACACGAACACAGCAAAGAUGAUUCCUUAGAUGAUGAUGUUCCCUUAACUACUACAACUACAACAACUACUGUCACUGCUACAACAUAGGUA
This is a messenger RNA of Habropoda laboriosa, 1249 nucleotides long. RefSeq names its product smad nuclear-interacting protein 1. The record is from RefSeq and is a predicted model, not a curated record. The transcript is spliced from 2 exons. Gene Ontology annotation, cellular component: nucleus. Gene Ontology annotation, biological process: miRNA processing. Gene Ontology annotation, molecular function: protein binding; mRNA binding. NCBI's taxonomy places the organism in Eukaryota, Metazoa, Arthropoda, Insecta, Hymenoptera, Apidae. The coding region runs from base 176 to 1246 and encodes 356 amino acids.